GGUUUUAGGUGUCUUGGGGCUUGCAGACACUAUAAAGCCUGCAUUGCAUGACACCUGCUCAGGUACCAGCAAAGGACAUCACACCUUCUUCAGACAUGAUUCUACCUCUUUGUCUCCCUCUGUUGGUUGUGCUCUUGCAGCCGGCACUGUGUCUCUACAACUGCUCCUCCGAAUAUGAGAGGACCCCAGACAACUCAGACCUGACAGUUGACUGUGGCACCAGCGUGAUCACCCUGGAGAUCAACCUGUGUACAGCUCAGUGGUCCGGUUUCAACACAACAGACCUGGCUCUGAAUGGAAACCACAACACCUCAGACUGUCUUGGCUCUGUCGAUACAAGUGUAGACCCUCCAAUCAUCCGUUACCAGCUUCCUGUCAAUCACAGCCAGGAUAACCCCUGCCGACAAUCUCUGCAGAUUGUAGACGAAGCCCCAGACCCUUCAGGUCCCUUUAGCAGCUUCGUAAGCAUCCAGUCAGUUAUCAUCACUGGGUACAUUGACACACCCAGAUCUGACCAGGGGCUGAUCAGCUACUCAACAGACCUCUACUAUCACUUCUCCUGCCGCUACCCGCUGGAGUAUCUGAUCAACAACACACAAAUUGUGGCCUCUUCAGUGUCUGUGGCAACCAGUGAUAAUAAUGGCACCUUCAUUGAUACACUGAUGAUGGGUGUUUACAAUAACUCUGACUACCUCUACCCAUUAGUGGUACCUUCAUCUGGACUAGAGCUACGGACCAGGAUCUAUGUAGAGGUCAAGGCUGUUAACCUAACAGGAAAUUUCUAUAUUCUGCUGGACCACUGCUUUGGUACUCCCACAGCGUACAACAUGUCACAGACUGAGCAGCACAACUUUUUCACUGGCUGUUCAGUGGACCAGAGGACAUCAGUGACAAACAAUGGCCUCUCCAAGGAGGCUCGCUUUGACUUCGAGGCCUUCCGCUUUGUUCAGCACCGUGACCAGGCCAAGUCAAGCAUCUACCUGCACUGCAUACUGAGACUGUGUGAGCCCAGCAAAUGCCAAGAGCUGCUCUCUGCUUGUAACAACAGAAGGAAAAGAUCUUUGACUCCUUUUGGAGAAGAAGGCAGUGAAUCUGCCACUGUCUCAGUGGGACCUAUUUACACCGCCAAUGCAGAUACUCCAUAUGCAGCUGGCUACAGUCAUAACGUGGCUCCAGGGAUGGAGGAGGUGAACGUGACAGGCCUGGUGGUAGGGGUGGUGUUUGGGUCAGCUGCUGCUGCUGCACUGGUUCUUGGUGGCUGGUUUGCCCUGAAGAAGUUUUAUUGGGUGGGUGGAUUACCUCAUGCUCUUAACUGACAGAUCGAUGUGCAUAUCCUCUUUCUUGUAUAAAAUCUUUUGUCUGUUAUUACCACACAUGUAUUCAGAAGUCAGUGUCAGAUUACAGAGGAACAGUCAAACUACAACUGUGGUUCAUUGAAGAACAAAUUCCAUUUAUUUUAUUUUAUAAGUUUGCUUUAAAGCUCCUGUGAGGAUUUUUUUUUUGCUGGUUACAAAAACAUUUAAAUGAAAGCUAUUUUCUUCAUUACUUUCAAAAAGUUCAUCAGCAUAAAGACUUUUUCCAUUAAGUUAUCGGGCACAAUUUAUAGGCUCACACUACACAUGGUUAUGGACUGUAACAGAAAUCUGUGGAGUUCACGUUAAAAAGUCUCACACAACAAAGUUGAAUUCAUAUCUUGUUACAUCCUCUCUUUCUCUCUAACGCUAUCUCUCCCUCUGUCACACACACACACACAAACAACAUUGCCAUUUGUGUCAGUUGGAGGCAUAUUUCCUGCUUGUUCCCUUUAUGAGGGCAUUAGAAAGUCAUUCCUGCUUUUUUUCAUGGUGAUUUAGGACGUUGUCUGACAGUUUACGAAGGAAAAAUGUCCCUCAGUUGUGGAUUCUGCUCGUAGCUCUGUGCAUCUGUGGAGUGAGUGGAGUUAUACGACCAAAAUACCAAACAUGCUGGAAAUCAUUCCAACCAGUUAGGAGUAGCUAGUUGGGCUGUAGUCGGGUCAUGAUCGGCUGACGUGUUUCCCUGUGCACAGCAGGACAAAGGGCACAUGAUCUGGCUGAAAGUUGGCGCUACUUCCAUGUGAGUUGUGCGACUCAAAAAGCAGCUAAAUCAGAUGAUAUUCACACAGUGUAUG
This is a messenger RNA of Cheilinus undulatus (humphead wrasse), 2149 nucleotides long. Its product is annotated as zona pellucida-like domain-containing protein 1. NCBI's taxonomy places the organism in Eukaryota, Metazoa, Chordata, Actinopteri, Labriformes, Labridae. Gene Ontology annotation, cellular component: cell surface. The record is from RefSeq and is a predicted model, not a curated record. The transcript is spliced from 11 exons. Bases 48 to 1316 code for a protein of 422 amino acids.